Messenger RNA from Olea europaea var. sylvestris, 2247 nucleotides. RefSeq lists its product as uncharacterized. The transcript is spliced from 6 exons. The record is from RefSeq and is a predicted model, not a curated record. The coding region runs from base 733 to 1431 and encodes 232 amino acids. Lineage: Eukaryota; Viridiplantae; Streptophyta; Magnoliopsida; Lamiales; Oleaceae.
UUAGAAAUGAGGGCUUGAGUUGGGGUGAGAAUCUCAAAUUUAAAAAAAAUAAAAAGCAAAACAUUUGGUUCUCUAUUUUUUCUUGGUCACCUAUCUGGUACUUUCAGCAUUCUUCCUAUUGUUGUUCAUUUAGGACAGAACAUUUUGUGCAUUGAUUCUUUUGAUGUUUCGAUGCAUGGUAUUCGUGAUAUUAAUAUUUCUGCUCUGAUUUUAAGUGUUUGGCUUUUUGCGCACUUAUGUACUUCAACAGGGAGAACAUUCUUUGGUCUGGUGAUAAUUGUGCUCGUUUUGCCUUUUUCAUUGUAGUUGCCAAGUAGGAACUUGCGUCUGGGUGCAAGUUUUUUCCAAAGAUUGAAGGAUCUUUAAAAUCAACUUGAUAUGAAUAAAACUGAUACUUCCUCCCCAAUUUCUCUUCCGUCCGUCUAAUACUUCUCCUUCCAUCUCCCCCUCUUCUCUUUUCCCACUCCUUUCUCUUCUCUUCUCUUCUUCUUUUCACUUCCCCUUCUCCUAUAAUUCUACUAUCUUGUUUUAUUGCAUCCUACAUCACUUAAGCUUUUGUGGGGCUAACAGUUGCAUAAUUUUUUCAGGUUAUACUUGAGUGCUGAUGAAAAUUAAUUUACUGUGAGAAGCCUGAUUUUUUGUGAGAAAAAAAAGAAUAGUCCCUUAGUUCCUCUGAGCUUUUCAACUAUUGUUUGAUUUGAGCAGGGAUUAGGUCUCUUGUUAAUCUUGCGAAUGGCUAAAAUUGGAUCCCUUUGUUGUGUGGCUGCAAGGCCACAUGGAUCAAAUAUGCCCAAUAAGAAUUUGUCUGUGGAGUCACAUAAGCCCUACUGGCGAACUAAUAUAAGCUUUUCACCAGCGCCUUUAAGAUGGGAUUUUGGUUUCCAAUAUGAAGCGCUGUCAUUUGGUUCUUGCGAUGGCGUUCAACUGGCCUCCUCUGCAUCAUCAAACAGCAGAGGAAGAGGAAGUCAGAUGAGUAAAUUCUUAACCCCCCCUCCCCAACAUCUGAUAUCUAAUAGUGUUGUUCCAUAUUUUGGUCCAUCAGACGUCACUCCUGACCAGCAGUGGACUCCCCCUAGUAAUAUAAGAAAUCGACGUGAUGAUUAUGAUACUUCAAGGAGAGAUGUAGUUUUGAGGCAAUUAUCCCUUUCACCGACGAUGGAGAGAACCUUCGUAGCUAGAGAUAGAGGGGACUCUACUUCAUUCCAAGCAAACAGUAGUCAUGAUUAUGGGUCCAUGUUCAAGUCACAUUAUCGUAACUUCUCAAGCCGCCGCAGCUAUAUGUCCAAAGCAAUUCAUCCUUUUUCUUUUCCAUUAGAAACACCCGCUAGAGAAGCUGCUUUUGUCGCCCUUGCUCGGCUGUCAGAAUUUGAUGCCAUUACACUCUACCUAAACAUAUACAUCGUUCAAGUGCUAUUGGUUGUGCUGUUCUGACAGAACUAACUGAAUCCUUUGAUUAUGAUCUUUUUAGGACAUCAAAUAGCUUCAGAUGUUUCUUAUGUGCGACGUUCCUUUCAUAGAGAUCUCCUUGGAGUUCUCCGAGGAUCAUUGAAAGUGGAGACAUGCGAGUCGCAGGAAUCCUUUGGUGUAAUGUAUUCCAUGUAGAAUGCUUGGAGCAAAUAACAACAAAGUUGUGUACGAAUGACCCUCCAUGCCCUAUGUGUGUCAGAUCUGAAGAAAAAAAAAUUUCCCAAUCAGCGAGCUUUUUCCAAGUUCAGAAUAAGUUUCCCUCGUCUGAAACCUUAUUGUCAAGACAUGGUAGAAAGAGGAAUAUGGAUACAAUUGUUCUGGACUCGAGUUCACGGAAGAAAAAUUGGUCCAUAACAAUCAAGCAAAGUAUAAAGCACGAGUCAUGGGGACGUUACACUAGCUAGAAAACAUGUAUUGUGUGAUACCUCGCUUGACAUAGUUGUUGUGUGCGUAAGGUGUAUCAUUAGGUGUGAUGUUUCCUCCAAUAUUCAUAUGACAAUGGAGCGGGCUUAAAAAGCAAAGGAUAUUAUCAAAGCAAGAGUGCAAUUAAGAAACAAGAUGUGCAAGGUGCAAGGAGCACAACCGUAAUAGAAAGACGUGUAAGCACUCACUACCACUGAAUCAAAUACGAAAGAGGAAAAGAAGUUUGUAAAGUAUCAAACAUGUUGAUAAGACGUCACAGAUGCUGGACUAGAGAUGGUUGGAUUUCUAUUUUAAUUUCUAAGGAGCAAAUUUCAUGCCACCUAGCGUAUUCCAUAAUGAAUACUUAUUGUUAAUGUA